AACUCAUAGCCUUUCUUUCUCUCUCUGUCACUCCUCACCAUUUCUUGGAAUGUUGGCUACAAACCCUAGCCUCUUCUUCCCCACCAAACCCUCACCCUUCCGCUGCCGCGCUGCCACCGGCGACCUCCCUCGGGGCCCCACAUUCCCCCGCCUAAUCCAAUUCCCCUCCGCCGCUGCCGACGCGUCUUCUGUCGGCGUCCGAAUUGGCCAAGAUUCUGACCUCGAGGGCGGUAGCAGCGGGAGUUCUGGUGUUAAGGUGAACGCCAAGGAGAGGAAAUGGUCGCGCGAUAGAGAGAGCUAUUUGUUCGACAACGGCGACGCCCUCCCUCUCCCGAUGACUUAUCCCAAUUCGUCGCCUGUCUCGGCGGAGGAGAUUGACCGCAGGCUCCGAUGCGAUCCUGUAGUUGAGGAUUGCAAGGAAGUUGUGUAUGAAUGGACAGGAAAGUGCAAUAGUUGCCAAGGCUCAGGAUUUGUAAGUUAUUUCAACAAAAGAGGAAAGGAGACAGUCUGCAAAUGCAUACCCUGCCAAGGAAUCGUUACUGAGGCCAACAGGCAGUAGCUCAGCUGAACCAUUUUCCGGUGGCAUAAACAUUGUCCUCCGUCUACGUGUGUGUGUGGUGAGACAGAGAGAGUAAUAUAAAAAGUUACCUCGGAGGAGCUAUGAUAGUACAUUAACAACUAAUUUAUGUAAUUAUAUGUAUUUUGGUACUAUCCAGUCUAGUGUGACAUAAACGAUCUAAGUAUGUGAAACUUGAAACUACAUAGGUAGUUAUUGACAGUUAUGCCGAGUACCUUAAACUUACUGGUUAAUGUGGGACAAAGCAUCCAUCUGGUUUUAACUUUGAACUCUCGAGUUUAAAUAAUAUGCUCUCCUUUCAUCUUAUUUCAUC
Molecule: messenger RNA, 890 nt
Organism: Malus domestica (apple)
Lineage: Eukaryota; Viridiplantae; Streptophyta; Magnoliopsida; Rosales; Rosaceae
Product: protein disulfide-isomerase SCO2
Source: RefSeq, a predicted model, not a curated record